Molecule: messenger RNA, 1474 nt
Organism: Cokeromyces recurvatus
Lineage: Eukaryota; Fungi; Mucoromycota; Mucoromycetes; Mucorales; Mucoraceae
Product: kinase-like domain-containing protein
Exons: 7
Coding region: 163-1350 (395 amino acids)
Biological process (GO): protein phosphorylation; signal transduction
Cellular component (GO): cytoplasm
Molecular function (GO): protein serine/threonine kinase activity; ATP binding; protein serine/threonine/tyrosine kinase activity
Source: RefSeq, a predicted model, not a curated record
AGUUGCUCUCCUUACACCAAUUUUUCUAUUUUUCUUUUUCUUUUUCCUUUCUUUUUUUUUUCUGUAUCCUCCUUUUUAAACAAAAAAAAAAAAUUAAACAUUCUCCUUUUUUCUAAGACUACACACAAAAAUAGUAUAUCUAUACCUAAACUAUUCGAGAAAAUGGCACACGGACCAAUGAGUGGCAAAAAAAUCAUUGAUGGUAAUAGCGACCCAACAAGAAUACAUGAAGAGAAAGCAAAAGAUGGUAAAACAGGAGAAGACAUUGUAUUUCGAUACACAACACAUAAAGUUGCUGGCAAUGGUUCCUUUGGAGUUGUUUAUCAAGCAAAAGUAGUUGGAACAGGUGAAAAUGUUGCUAUUAAAAAGGUUUUUCAAGACAGACGAUUUAAGAAUCGAGAAUUGCAAAUUAUGCGGUGUGUAUGGCAUCCAAAUGUGGUCGCAUUGAAAGCUUUCUUUUAUAGUCAUGAUGAAGUUAAGAAGGAUAAUAUUUAUCUUAAUUUAGUUUUAGAAUAUAUUCCAGAAACAUUAUAUCGUACUUCGCGUAAUUAUGCAAAAAUGAGACAAUCAGUACCUAUGCUCUAUGUCAAACUCUACACCUAUCAAUUAAUGCGUGCUCUCGCUUAUAUUCAUUCACUUGGUAUCUGCCAUCGUGAUAUUAAACCUCAAAACUUGUUAAUUGAUCCGAAUACAGGUGUACUUAAAUUAUGCGACUUUGGAAGUGCAAAGGCACUUCAUGCAGGAGAACCGAAUGUGUCAUAUAUUUGUUCACGCUAUUAUAGAGCGCCUGAACUUAUAUUCGGCGCAACGGAUUAUAGCUGUAGUAUUGAUGUCUGGUCUGCAGGUUGUGUCAUGGCAGAACUAAUGCUUUGUCAACCUUUAUUCCCUGGCGAAAGUGCUAUUGACCAAUUAGUUGAAAUCAUUAAAGUGUUAGGUACUCCUACAAAGGAACAAUUAUUGGCCAUGAAUCCAUCAUACACUGAACAUCGUUUCCCUCAAAUUAAACCUCAUCCUUUUUCUAAGGUUUUCCGUUCUCGUACACCUGAAGAUGCUAUUUUAUUUAUUACAAAGACAUUACAAUAUGAACCACUGAAACGAUUAACAGCCUUUGAAUCAUUAGCAGAUCCAUUUUUUGAUGAGCUUCGUGACCCUAAUGUAAAAAUGCUUGAUGGAAAAGAUAUGCCAAAACUAUUUAACUUUAGUCGACAUGAACUAUCCAUACAACCUGAACUUAUUUCAAAGAUUGUCCCUGCACAUGCUGAAGCUUCAUUAUUAGCUGAUGGAAUUGAUGUUCAUGCAUUUGUUCCCAUGACAAAAGAGGAAAUGAGAAACGACACUAUGCCUCAUUAAUCGAACCCCCCAAAAAAAAAGAAAUAUAUACACAUAUAUAUUUAUAUACAUAUAUAUAUAUAUAAAAGAUAAAUAGAAGUAAUUUUUCAAUAUGAUAACAUAUUGUUUAUUACAUUCAGAUGAA